AUGCCUGGCCUGUACUGCCCCUCCAGCUGGACGCCGCUGCCUCUCACCGACUCCUGCGUCCGGGCCUGCGCCAACGGCCCCUGCCUCAGCCUACGGGCUCGGCUCACCUACCACAACCCGCAGCCGCAGCCGGUGGACGGCGUGUUCGUGUACCCGCUGGCCGAGGCCGAGGUGGUGUCGGGCUUCGAGGCCGAGGCGGCAGGACGGCGCGUCUCCUUCCAGCUGCAGAGCCGGCGCCGCUCGCAGCCCGCCUGCUGCCGCGCGCUGGGCCCCGGGCUGGGCGCCUUCACGCCCCGCCGCUGCGCGCAGGGUCAUCUUGUCCUGGAUCUGGCCCAGGCCCGCUCUACGCUGGUGCUGCCCACGGGCCUUAUAGCUGCAGCUGGCACCAUGACAGUGACCCUGUGCAGCAGCCGGGAGCUGCCCUCAAGGCCUGAUGGGGUACUGCACGUGGCCCUGCCCACCGUGCUCACCCCGCUGGUCCCGCCGGGCCUGCCAGGGCCUCCCAGGCCUCCGGGGCUCUGUGACGACAGCCCCACCAGCUGCUUCGGGGUGGGCAGCCCCCAGGAGGAAGGGCUGGCCUGGGAGGAGCCGGCUGCCCCUCGAGAUGUGUUCUCGGGCCCUGCCCGCUGCCCUGCUCCCUACACCUUCUCCUUCGAGAUGCUGGUGACGGGGCCGUGCCUGCUUGCAGGCCUGGAGAGCCCCUCUCAUGCCCUGCGGGCAGACGCCCCCCCUCAUGCCAGUUCUGCAGCCACCAUCUGUGUCACCCUGGCAGAGGGCCACAGCUGUGACCGGGCCUUGGAGAUCCUGCUGCAUCCCAGUGAGCCCCACCAGCCCCACCUGAUGCUGGAGUCCGGCAGCCUGAGCGCAGCGGAAUACGAGGCCCAGGUGAGGGCCCGCCGGGAUUUCCAGAGGCUGCAGCGGAGGGACAGCGAUGGGGACCGGCAGGUGUGGUUCCUGCAGCGACGCUUCCACAAGGACAUCCUGCUAAACCCAGUGCUGGUGCUGAGCUUCUGCCCGGACCUGAGCGCCAAGCCUGGCCACCUGGGCACAGCGACUCGGGAGCUCCUCUUCCUGCUGGAUGGCAGCAGCGCGGCGCACAAGGACGCCAUUGUUUUGGCUGUGAAGUCUCUCCCACCCCAGACGCUGGUCAACUUGGCCAUGUUCGGGACCUCGGUGCAGCCGCUCUUCUUAGAGAGCCGGCCUUGCAGUGAUGACACCGUGCAGCUGCUCUGUGACACUAUCGAGACCCUGCAGGCUGCGAGUGGCCCCCCGGACGUGCUGGCUGCACUGCACUGGGCCAUGGGGCAGCCCCAGCACAGGGCCCACCCUCGGCAGCUAUUCCUGCUCACCGCGGCCUCGCCCAUGGCCACCACUGCCCACCAAACCCUGGAGCUCAUGAGGUGGCACAGGGGGGCAGCCAGGUGCUUCUCCUUUGGCCUGGGGCCCGCCUGCCACCAGCUGCUCCGGGGUCUGUCUGCCCUCAGCAGGGGCCAGGCCUACUUCCCGAAGCCUGGGGAGAGGCUGCAGCCCAUGCUGGUGCAGGCCCUGCGGAAGGCCCUGGAGCCCGCUCUGAGUGACAUCUCUGUGGACUGGUUUGUGCCUGAUGCCGUGGAGGCGCUGCUGACGCCCCGAGAGAUCCCGGCACUCUACCCCGGGGACCAGCUACUUGGUUAUUGCUCGCUUUUCAGGGUGGACGGCUUCCGGCCCCGCCCACCAGGGGGCCAGGAGCCUGGCUGGCAGAGCUUGGGCGGCUCGGUGUUCCCAUCCCCGGAGGAGGCACCAUCUGCUACCAGCCCUGGCACCGAGCCCACUGGCACCUCUGAGCCACUGAGGACAGGCACCGCAUCAGCAGAGCUGUCCAGCCCAUGGGCUGCAGGGGACUCAGAGUUGACAGGUACUGAUGCUCUGACAGACCCAGUCACGGACCCUGGACCCAACCCCUGCUCAGACACGGCCAUAUGGCGCCGCAUCUUCCAGUCCUCAUACAUCAGGGAGCAGUAUGUGCUCACCCACUGCUCUGCAAGCCCUGAGCCGGGCCCCAGCUCCACGGGCAGCAGCGAGUCCCCAGGCUCCCAGGGCCCUGGCUCCCCCGAGGGCAGUGCUCUUCUGGAACCCCCUUCUCAGCAGGGCUACCGCAGCCUGGCCUGGGGAGAACCUGCAGGCUCCCGCUCCUGCCCCCUCCCUGCACCCCCCCAGACUCCAUUCAAGGUGGUGGCUUUGAGUACUGAGGUGCUAGGCCAUCGGCACAGAGCAGCUCUGGCAGGCCGAAGCCUCUCAUCCCCUCCAAGCCGGGCAAACCCAGCCACCCACCGACCACGGCGGCAUCCCUCGCUGGGUGCAGCACCAGAUGGGCCAGGCCUGGAACCAGGCCAACAGCUGGGACAGGGCCUGGAUGACUCAGGGAACCUGCUCUCCCCAGCCCCCAUGGACUGGGACAUGUUGAUGGAACCACCCUUCUUAUUCACCGCCGCGCCCCCCAGUGGGGAGUCAGCGGCCCCAGCAGUGCCACCACCUCCCCAGGUUCCGCACUGCCAUGUGGUGAUCCGGGCCCUAUGUGGAGAGCAGCCCAUGUGCUGGGAAGUGGGUGUUGGGCUGGAGACACUGUGGGGGUCUGAGGAUGGCUCACAGCCACCAUCACCCCCUGGAAGAGAAGCUGCUUGGGACCAAGGACUCCAUAGACUGACCGCAGCCUCCGUGGUCCGUGAUAAUGAGCAGCUGGCUCUCCGAGAGGCAGAGACCACGGCUGACCGGGUUCAUGCUCGGAGGUCCUGGCUUCGAGCCCUUCAGACAAGCAAGGUCAGCUCUGCACCCUCCUGCUUCACCUGCCCCGUAGCUGUGGAUGCUACCACCAGAGAGGUCCUACCUGAGGCCCUGCAGGUGCAGAGCUCAGAGCCGCCCGAGCCCCCCGGUGCCCUUUCUGCCUCUCAAGGCCAUCUCACUGCAGCUCCGCUAGGCCGCCUGCUAGCGCAGGUGGGUCUCACCACGGGACCUCAUGGGGCCUCUCCGGCAGGUGCCUGCAACUCAGACCAAAACGGCAACGCCAAGGCUGCUUUGAGAGACCCCGCAUCCCCUACUGGAGGUCCUCGCCGCCUGCCCCCACAGCCUCCCUCUAGGCUCAGCUUGGGCCGCCGGCGCGGACUCCGCAGUCCUUCCCCAGGCCACGCCUGUGAGGCCAGCAGUGAAGGCAGCGACCACGACUACCUGCCCCUGGUGCGGCUGCAGGAGGCGCCGGGGUCCUUCCGCCUGGACGCGCCCUUCUGCGCGGCGGUGCACAUACCGCAGGAGCGCCUGUGCAGAGCCUCGCCCUUCGCAGUGCACCGCGCCAGCCUCAGCCCCACCUCGGCCUCGUCUCCCUGGGCACUUCUGGGCCCUGGUGUUGGCCAGGGAGACAGCGCCACAGCAUCCUGCAGCCCAUCCCCCAGCUCGGGCUCUGAGGGGCCAGGCCAGGUGGACAGUGGGCGAGGCUCAGACACUGAAACCUCUGAGGGGGCAGGAGGGCUGGGUGGUGCUGACCUGCGGGGCCGCACCUGGGCCACGGCUGUGGCCCUUGCGUGGCUAGAGCAUCGCUGUGCCGCCGCUUUCACCGAGUGGGAACUGACGGCGGCCAAGGCUGAUUGCUGGCUGCGGGCCCAGCACCUGCCAGAUGGCCUUGAUCUGGCAGCCCUUAAAGCCGCCGCCAGGGGGCUCUUCUUGCUGCUGCGCCACUGGGACCAGAACCUGCAGCUACACCUACUGUGUUACAGCCCCGCCAAUGUGUGAAAGCUGCCUGCUCCUUGGGCUGGCUCCCCCAGCAACACGCUCAAGUCACUGCCGCCCAGCGCUGGCCUCUCCGUGCGGGAAAGGGGUAGGCUGGCUCCAGCCGGUCCCCCACUGCUUCUCAUUCCCUCCCCAGAAUCCUCGUGCCCCCACAAGAAGUGCCUGCCGGUGCUCUCUCCCUCUUCCCACCCCAAACCCUUUGGCCGUGUGCUCUGAGCUCUGUGCAGCACAGUGGAAGGGGAGAGACCCACAGUUCCUAAUUCCUAUGCAAUAAAGUGCCUCU
Lepus europaeus (European hare) is the source of this 4039-nucleotide messenger RNA. RefSeq names its product von Willebrand factor A domain containing 5B2 (gene VWA5B2). NCBI's taxonomy places the organism in Eukaryota, Metazoa, Chordata, Mammalia, Lagomorpha, Leporidae. Bases 1 to 3759 code for a protein of 1252 amino acids. The record is from RefSeq and is a predicted model, not a curated record. The transcript is spliced from 19 exons.